Messenger RNA from Gallus gallus (chicken), 1944 nucleotides. RefSeq names its product F-box protein 46 (gene FBXO46). The coding region runs from base 5 to 1807 and encodes 600 amino acids. The record is from RefSeq and is a predicted model, not a curated record. The transcript is spliced from 2 exons. Gene Ontology annotation, molecular function: protein binding. Lineage: Eukaryota; Metazoa; Chordata; Aves; Galliformes; Phasianidae.
GCGCAUGCGCAGAGCGGCACCCCGGAAGCGGCGCGGGGAGAGAGGCGGAGCGGCCGCGCCCGGCACCUGCCCGGCCGGCCCCCCGCCGCUCUGCCAUGCAGCCCUGAUGGAGCCCAACGCCUUCCCCCACCUCCAGCUCUGGUGUCCCCGUCCCUUCGGCACCUACACCCAGAAUAAGCCAUGCCCCGUCCCUGUCCCCACCCGGAAGCCGUGCCGACCCCCCGAAGACCCCCCAGACGCCCGCGGACCCUCCGAGAACACCCCCCCCCCUCUCCCCGCCGCGCCGGCAGAGGAAGGCCGCGUGUUGCUGGACACGUGGUACGUCAUCAAACCAGGCAACACCAAAGAGAAGGUGGCGUUUUUCGUGGCCCACCAAUGCGGCGGCGCCGGCGGCCGCGCCAACGCCAUGAAGGUGAAAGGCAACUGGGGCAGCGAGAGCUCCAAAGCCAAACGGCGCCGGCGUUGCCACCAGCCCGGUAAGACCCCCCACCACGAGGGGGAUGGUGAAGCCCCGGACCCUCUCUCGGUAGCCGAAAUGGUGGCGUUGGUGGAGCAACGGGCGGCGUUGGCCGUGCAGAGCUUGAUGGAGGUGAACGGCGAUGCCAAAGGGCCGCCGGCACCGCCGGGCGCCGACUGCAGCCGCGUGGCCGAGGCCGUGGCACACUUUGAGUCACGGCAACGGGCUGGCGGGCGGCACAACGGGCUGUGCCACCCCAGUGGUGACUGCAGCAGCACCACGGCGGCGACGGCGACGGCGACACCGGGCGAAGUACGCAUCGCCUUCCGCAUCUCCAGCGCUCGCGACGGCCGCGCCAACACCGCAUCUGGAGAGCCGGCGAGCGCCGGCGGCCGGCCCGGUUGUGUGUUCAUGGGUGGAGGUGGUGGCACCCGAGCCAAGGACAAGAUCACCUGCGAUCUGUAUCAGCUCAUCAGCCCGUCCCGUGAUCAGCUCCCCACCAACGUUGAGUUCCUGUUGGCCAACGCGGCGCCCAGCGGUGACCGCGAUGGUGCCGACGUGGCCGUGCCGUGCGGCGAAGGGGCGGUGGGCAGCAGCAAGGGGGAUGGCCCCGAGGGGUCGGUGGGGGAAACGGCCGCGGCGGCGGCGCGGGACUGCGUGUCUGGCUUCCACGUGGACGUGGUGGUGACGGGAGUGGUGGAUCAGUGCGUCUUCUUCGGCAAGGACAGCGCCAAGAAGGUGAAGGAGGAGACGGUGAGGUUGGCGGCACCGCAGGAGGAGCCACCGCCGCCGGGACAGCUCUUCCUCCUACCCGGUGCUGAGGACACGACCCAAAAGGGGCCGGGGAUGGAGGCACCGGAGGAGAAUCCGUCCACCGUGGCCGACCCGUCGCUGUGCCGGCUGUACCGGCACGUGUCGCACGACUUCUUGGAGAUCCGCUUCAAGAUCCAGCGGCUGCUGGAGCCACGGCAGUACAUGUUGCUGCUUCCUGAGCACGUGAUGGUGAAGAUCUUCAGCUACCUGCCCACCCAGACCCUGGCGGCCCUCAAAUGUUCCUGCCACUACUUCAAAUCCAUCAUCGAGACGUUCGGGGUGCAAGCCACCGACUCGCGCUGGAACCGCGACCCGCUGUACCGCGACGAUCCCUGCAAGCAGUGCAAGAAGCACUAUGAGAAGGGGGACGUGUCGCUGUGCCGAUGGCACCCCAAGCCCUACCACCAUGACCUGCCUUACGGCCGUUCCUACUGGAUGUGCUGCCGUCGGCCCGAUAAGGAAGCGCCCGGCUGCCGCGUGGGGCUGCACGACAACAACUGGGUGCACCCGGCGGCACGCCGCGAUGAUGGCAGGUGAAGGGACGUGGGGACACGGCGCCGGAUCCCCCCCAAAAUGGUGGGGGAGGAGGGAGGGAGGGGGUGGGGGGAGGGAAGCAGAGGAUGGGGAGGAAAAGAAGUGGAGAAAAAAGCUGAGAAAAGAAGAAAAAAUGGAAA